UUCUGCCGAGAAUUCGCUCUCACGCUACUCGACUUAGCGCGUUCCUUAGCGAUUUCCUCAUUUUAUUCGUCUUUGAAUACUUUUCGAUCUUCGCCGAUUAUCUUCCAAGUAUAAUAGCAAUCGAUCGUAAAUUUAAUUAACGUGAAUAGUUCGAUGUGUAUGUUUUCUUCUGAUCUUUUAUUCUUUUUUGUUUUUUUCUUUUUUGCAAUUAGAAGAGAAAGGUGAAAUUUUAAUAGAAAUUUCUUAAAAAUACGUUUUUAUUAUUCGUGUCACGACAAUUAUUCGAUUAUGAUUUUUUCUAUCUUUCGUAAAAUAUUAAUUCGAAAUUCGGUAUUGUUGUGAUCGAUGAAAAUAUGCACUUCGAUAAUAUAAAUGGCCAGAAAGCGUGAGAUAUGCGUUAUUGCUAUUUAAAGGUGAUUACUAUGCAACAUUGUGCCUAUCUCGCAAGAAGUAGUGCCAAGCCUCUGACAUAAGUUUAUAGAGCGAGUGGUUACCUAAGCUCUGAUAACCGAGCAUAAAAGACAUAUUACGAUGGUCGACUACUACAGGAUUCUCGAAGUACAACGGACUGCUACUAGCAAUGAUAUAAAAAAAGCAUACAGAAAAUUAGCAUUGAAAUGGCAUCCAGACAAAAAUCCCGAAAAUUUGGACGAAGCGAAUAAGAGGUUCAAGGAAAUAUCUGAGGCAUAUGAAGUAUUGAUAGACGAUACGAAGAGACGAACCUACGACCAGCGAUUGUAUCAGAAGGCAUCCUCGAGGCCAGGCCGUGGAUUCACCUCUCGGAGUUACUUUGACUCUCCCUUUCAACGAUACUUUGAAAAGAAAAGGCGUGUUUACGAUCAAUAUGGAAAGGAGGGUCUACAGAUGAACGGUGGCAAAAGACGUCAUGAAAGUGACUUCAGGCCAUUGUUUACUACCUUCGUCUUUAGGGAUCCGGAGGAGGUCUUUAAAGAAUUCUUUUCCAAUUCGCCCUUCGAUGAUCCUUUUGCUGGCAUGUUUGGGCCGGGUGUGCGACGUGGACCUGGUAGAAAUGGUUCUAACAACAGUUUAAGCACGUCGUUAUUUGGACGUCUCGGUUUUCGUUCGCCAUUCGAUCAGAUAUUGCAAGGUUCGGCGGAUUGCAAUUUCACUUCGUUCAGCACGUUUCCUGGUUUCGAUGGCACGACAGGUGGCAGUAGGGCAGCAAUUAAAAGGACCAGCACAUCUACACGUUUCAUCAAUGGAAAAAAGAUCACCACCAAAAAGAUAUACGAAGACGGGGAGGAAACCAUAAUGUCAUACGAGAACGACGUCCUAAAAUCCAAGACGGUGAACGGAGUACCACAGUCAAUAACGUUCGAGGAAGUAUCGACAAGUGGUCAGGUUGCUGAGGGGAUCGAUGAUGUUACCGUGAUUAGCCAGACCGUAAAAAUGCAUCAUGGUGAUUAUCCGAAGGGUAGCAGAAGCAAAACCCAUCAUCACCCACAUGUCAAGAAGGUGGAUAAGAGUAAGAGAAAGUAAAGAGACGCGCAUCGCCAUUUCUCUGCGCUUUACGUUCCUUUCUUCAAAUAAUUAUUAACGAUCGAUUGGGUUGCGGUACGAUGGACUUGAUGUAAAUUUUUCUUUUUUAUCACUAUUAUUAUUAUUAAUAUUAUUAAUAUUAUUAUAAUUAUAAUUAUUAUAUAUUAUUAUUAUUAUUAUUACUAUUAUUAUUAAUAUUAUUAUUAUUAUUAUUAUUAUUAUUAUUAUUAUUAUUAUUAUUAUUAUUAUUAUUAUUAUUAUUUACUACGGCAUCGCGUCUGUUGUCGCUUAACGAAGGGAAAGUUCCACGUAAUUAAUAUAACGGAUGUAUAUCUGAUUUAAUAAUCGUAUCUUGUGAGAGUGAUGUUCGGUGAGAAAAAGAAAAAAUAAUCGUUAUGGAUUUAGAUAUCUAUACGAUUGGAAGAAAAUAAUAAAAUUAAUGUCGAGAUUA
Messenger RNA from Vespa mandarinia (Asian giant hornet), 1951 nucleotides. Its product is annotated as dnaJ homolog subfamily B member 6. NCBI's taxonomy places the organism in Eukaryota, Metazoa, Arthropoda, Insecta, Hymenoptera, Vespidae. Gene Ontology annotation, molecular function: Hsp70 protein binding. The record is from RefSeq and is a predicted model, not a curated record.